CCUUCAUUCCUUCUCCUUCCAUUCGUUCAUUCAUUCGUUCAUUCAUUUCACCCUCACAAUGAGUUCUUACAAUCUCAAGGACCCAGAGGCGCCCAUCGUUUCUGGCCUACUCCUCGCUUUCUUGUGCAACGUCGUCGAGAGUGUCGGCGAGUCCACGGGACUUACCUCCCAUCUAUGCAAGGAUGCUGGUCUCCACUGCCUUCGCAACAUCGACUACGCAGAGGCACCCACAGCCAUGCCUAUAUGGAAACCAACCCAAGAUAUGGUCAACGCGGCAGUCCCUGACAAUGUCGACACGCUUGCUGCUCGCGACUUACUUGUCUCCCUCCAAAGGCAAGCUGAUGCCGAGGCCGCACAGGGCGUGCAGCCCUUGGAUGCUGAGCAUCGCUUCCUCCGCUGCCGCGAUUUCUACGUCGCCUACAAAUCGGGAAGGAAGACUCCCUCCGAGGUUGCAGAGCAGCUCUUGGACAUGAUUAAGGCGUCAGAAGAAGUAUCGCCGCCGUUGGGCGCGAUCUGGAACUGGAGCAAGGACUCUAUCCUGAAGCAAGCCCAGGCCUCGACCGAGCGUUACCGCGGAGGCAAACCUCUGAGCAUCGUGGACGGUGUCCCCAUCGUUAUCAAAGACGAAGUUGAUGUCGAGGGUUACGAGACCGCAGUUGGAACAAACUUCAUCAACAAGGACAAUCCAGCCAAGGAGGACGCCCAUCUCGUAGCACUGCUGCGUGCUCACGGCGCCAUCAUUAUCGGAAAAUCCACCAUGCAUGAAAUCGGAUUGGGAAUCACCAGCUUCAACCCCAGCACUACGACCCCCCGUAACCCUUACCAGCCUCUUCACUCCACAGGAGGAAGCUCCGGAGGAUCGGGCGCAGCAGUGGCCUCUGGGCUUUGUCCUAUUGCCAUCGGAUGCGAUGGAGGCGGCUCUGUCAGAGUCCCAUCCUCUUACUGCGGUAUCUAUGGACUGAAGUCGACUCAGGGUCGUAUCUCGAGUCGGGGAGAGUAUCCGUUGGCCCCGACUGUGGCGAUCAGUGGUCCCAUGUGCGCCACAAUGGAAGAUCUGGCGAUUGUCUACGCCAUCAUUGCUGGUCAGGACGAAAAGGAUGAGUUCACCAAGAUGCAGCCCCCGGUUGCGCUGCCUAGAUUCAUCAAUCCGACUAAUGCAUCAGGUCAGCUGCAGGGUCUCCGAAUUGGUAUCUAUCGUCGUUGGUUCGAGGACGUGAGCCAUCCCGAGAUCUCCAAAGUUUGCUAUAGUAUGCUGGAGCGACUUUGCAAGGACCACGGAGCUGUUCUUGUCGACAUCGAGAUCCCAGAGCUGUUUGAGAGCAGCAAGGCGCACAACAUCACCAUUGUCGCUGAAAUGCUUGCCAAGCUGAAUAAGGACCGUAGAAAGCUGAACCACCAGACGCGUCUUGAGCUGGCGCUGAUGAACAGCAUGAAGAUGUCAGACUAUGUUCGAGCGCAGCAGCAGAAGACACGUAGCAUUCGGUUCCUCGAGACUCUGUUCGGACAGAAGGCCACGGAUAAACAACAUCAGUCGCGAUAUCCAUGCCUCGGUGGUAAGGACGGUAUCGUGGAUGUAAUUGUGACCCCAACAAUCGCCAACCUACCAACCAAGGUCAACGCUGGAGCGAUGUCGCAUGGAGAAUCCAACUACCUUAACACAACCAAGACGAUGCAAUAUAUGUCGAUGGCUAACUUUACUGGUAUCCCUGCCAUCACUGCCGUGGCAGGCUAUUCUAAGGAAGAGUACAUGCAUAUGAACGGAGACAAGUACCCGACCGGAUUUCCGAUCGGGAUCCAGUUUAUGGGCCAGUGGUGGGAUGAGAAGCGACUGAUCCACAUCGCUAACGUGUGCGAACGGGUGUUGGAAACGCGCCAGAAACCCAAGAUCUGGGUUGGCGAUUACAAACUGUAGAAUGCGCAAUUUAGUAUAAAAAAACCAUAUCUCUAUUGUGGCUAAUGAUGGGCA
Molecule: messenger RNA, 1966 nt
Organism: Gamsiella multidivaricata
Lineage: Eukaryota; Fungi; Mortierellomycota; Mortierellomycetes; Mortierellales; Mortierellaceae
Product: Asp-tRNAAsn/Glu-tRNAGln amidotransferase subunit A-like protein
Exons: 7
Coding region: 59-1912 (617 amino acids)
Molecular function (GO): catalytic activity
Source: RefSeq, a predicted model, not a curated record